GGGGCCCCACCUUGUCUUAGACACCUCAUAUCUAACAGCCAACAGGGCCUUAUCAGGUCCAGCCUCGCCCUCUGCGGUACCGGUACUGCGAGUACUCACCGGUACGGUACUCUUCUGUGGUAUUCGUGCACACAAUGAUAGAGAACUGUACCAACUGUACCGGUACGGCAAUCGGAAGAGUGGAGGGAAAGAACUGAGCCAAGGGGAAAAAAACAAAAAAAAUAGGGAAAACAUAGUAUCAUACAAAACAAAAAGUUACCUUGUCCUCCUCCUCACAUAGGGGGCACACUAACAACUUUCCCUCCACCAACACUGAAGUCAUGCCCCUCCUGCCUCGUUGAUGAGAUUAGGAGCCAGCCCAGAAAAUUUACCACAGCGGGCGAUCAUCCUGCUCGCCGCGUUUUCCCGCGCUUGUCUGUCGCUUGUCUUCACACAGGUACCGUAGGCAACACGAGUACAAGUACAGCAGGGCCAGCGGAGCCAAAGGGCAAGAGCAUCACCACGUUUUUGGGUUGUCUGUCCUGUCUGUCGGUACCCUGCUCCGACUGCCGGUACGAGUACUAUCUUCUCCACAAGCUGCAGGACACCGAAACCGCAGCCCUUUCGCUGCAAGGCCUGUCACUGGUUGGCCGUUGCCCCGCUGAAACCCCUCCUCUUCCGCCUCAGUGGCCCUCACAUACUCUGGCCUCACUCUCCAUUGCUAUUCUACCAUCACUGCCACCGCCCCCCUUCCUUAUUCGGUCUUUUGGGGAAUUGCCUUCGGAAACUCACCAUUUAUACCAACACGUCGCCACCUAAUACUACCACGUUCUUUGUCGUCAUCCCGACGGUUUGGGGAUAUCACGAUCUUCUACAUUAUCACGCUUUACCAAGUCACCAGCCAUGAGAAUCGCAUGCCUACAGGUAAGAAAUAGCCAGUGGGGGCUCCACUGUCCAUUCUCAGUUACAACAGCUGUCGCAGCAGUUUGUUUAACCCUACUGCGCCCUUUUUUUUUUGGACCACAAGCUCACCAUGGAUUUGUAUGGCAUUACUAUAGUUCAACCCCCAACUGGGGAACGUUGCGCAUAAUCUUAGGAGGGCGGAGACCAUAAUUUCUCGGGCCGAAACCCGAGGUAUAAACCUCCUGGUUCUUCCUGAGAUGGCUUUCUCAGGUACGACAAUUUUUCUCUACAUUGUAUGAUUGUUGCGAUACAUUUGUUGUUGUCCCCACUUUUUUUCUCGCUCCCCCCCCCCCUCCUUGGUGAUUGCUUUCUUCACUUACCCUACCCUUACCCUUAUUAACUAGCCCCAAACAAGUUUGGUCACAUAACAACGUCUGCGGCGCACAGAGCAUUGACCAGCUGACAGCUCAUAUUUUCAUUCCCAACCAGGCUACAACUUUAAUUCCGUCAAUGAAAUAAAUUCCCAUCUGGAGCCAACAGCCGCAGGCCCAUCCACGGUAUGGGCUCGCUCAAUUGCCCGACGUCUUGGUUGCUACGUAGCUGUGGGAUACCCGGAAUGUUGCGCACACCCUCCCUCGUCGCCGCUGGGCCUUAUGUCGAGGUACAAUUCCGCGGUGUUGGUAUCUCCCAUGGGAAACGUGCUGGUAAACUACAGGAAGCACUUUCUCUUUUCCACAGAUGAGUCGUGGGCUGAGGAAGGACCGGACGGGUUCUUCUCCGGGGAUCUCCCCGAUGGACUGGGAAGACUUGCAGUGGGAAUAUGUAUGCACCCUUAUUUCCCCGCCUUGCAUUUUUCGGAAAGCAAUACCGUCGGGGCAAGAGGCAGGAAGGGGUGUGUGUGUGUGUGAUGGCGUGGCUAAUGCAUCGUUGUUAUUAUUCCCAUAGGUAUGGAUUUGAAUCCAAGACGAUUCGAGGCCCCCAUCGAGAAGUAUGAGUUCGCACAUCACAUACUCGACUCGAAAGCAGAUAUAGCCGUCAUGCCUAUGGCGUGGCUCACUUCCCAGCCUGCCGAAUCCUUGGUGGAUCAAGCGCAAGUCCCCGACGCUGACACCCUCGCCUACUGGACCCAGCGACUGCAGCCAGUUCUGGACCAAGGAGGUCAGGGCCAAUCGGGAGAAACGAUAUUCGUCGCUUGCAACAGAACAGGGACAGAACGCAGUGCUUGCUAUGCCGGUACCUCUGCUAUCCUAGGGGUGAGUAAGGGUAACGUGAAGGUAUAUGGGUGCUUGGGAAGGGGAACAGAAGACCUACUUGUAUGUGACGUUCCAGGGCUCGGGAAGAACUAGGUGACCAGGCGGAGAUGAUCGGACCAUCGAACGACGAGAAAGCUGAAAAGUGGAUCCCUCCCUUUUUCCCCUUGCGGAUUAAUGGGAGGGGAGAGGAAGCGACGGCAAGGCAAGUGAUUAAAGAAAGAAUGGGGUAAAGGGCGGAAGACAUCACGACUCACGCAAAACACCAGUUUCCCAUUACAGUACAGUAAUCCAAAAGGAAAUAGAAUGCGCAAAAAAGGAA
This is a messenger RNA of Tuber aestivum (summer truffle), 2454 nucleotides long. Lineage: Eukaryota; Fungi; Ascomycota; Pezizomycetes; Pezizales; Tuberaceae. The record is from the annotation of a GenBank genome assembly.